UAAACCAUGUGAGAGAUUUCGAUUCCGGGUCCACACAAUUUAAAUUUGUGGGGAACGCUGUAAAUCAAAACCCAAAAAUCCGGCCAUAUGGGAUCCGAUUUGGAGGCUUGAGUAUAUGUGGGGCCCAGACGGCUAGCCCCCCAAAAUUCCAUGAGAAAGAGAAACCGUCCGUCCCCAGCCCAAAUCCUGAGAAUGAUGGCGGCGGCUGCGCAGCUGACAUCCGGAGCGGUGGCGGCGAUCGCGGAGCACGCCGACGGCAUGGGGGCGCUGGAGCCGGUGCUGCAGGUGGUGGACGUGCAGGCGGUAGUAGGGUCCACCUCCUCCGCACGCUUCCGGUUGGUGCUCUCCGACGGCGUCUACACGCUGCAGUCCAUGCUCGGCACCGCCGAUGACGCGCCCGUCCGGGACGGCUCCAUCCGGAAGGGCUCAAUCAUCCGCCUCCGCGAGUUCACCUGCAGCACCAUCCAGAGCCGCAGGGUCAUUGUCGUUCUCCAACACGAUAUUCUGCAGCGUGAGCACGACAUAAUUGGAAACUCUAAACCCUUUGAGAUGAAAAAUGUACCCAAGGAGCAGUGUCCAGGAACAACCUCUGUUAAUCAAGGCAUGCUAGCAGAAAUUCCAUGGAAAACGGUUGCAGAAAUCAGAAAUUCCUUGGGAUACCUGGUUAAGCCAGAGCUGUUCACUGUUAAAGCUAUUCUCUCAGUUAUGAACAGCGAGAGUUUGUGUUAUGCAGCAUGCCCAUUGGUGGUGAAUGGUUAUCAAUGCAACGGGGCAAUCACUAGCAAUGGAUAUGAGUGGUGGAACUGCGACGAAUGCAGCAUGACCUUUGCAGCUUGUGAUUAUAGGUACAAGAUCUUCGUUCAGCUAGCGGAUUCAACAGGUGAGAUUUAUGCUACUACCUCGCAAGCUGUUGGGGAGGAGAUAUUUGGUCAGACAGCAAGGGAGCUGUACUUAGUGAAAUAUGAAAAGCAAGAUCAUGCCCAGUAUAACAAGAUCGUGAUGGGUGUUCAGAACUGUGAAUAUCUACUGGAGGUAAAACUGAACCUGGAGGCAUUCAGUGAUGAAAGUGAAACCCUUCCAAUGUUCAUCAUUGUCAAGGUUGAAUCCCUGAAUCCAUCAGCUGAAAAUCGUCCUCUUGUGCGCCGCACCUCUGUGGGCAUGAGAACUGGUUUCUCAGAUUUGGAAACUGGUUUUUCAGAUUCGGAAGCCCGGCUACGGCAGGGCGUGCGGAACUUCAGCACUGGUAAUGCUAUCAAUGCUGCUGGUGUGCGUGUGCCGUAUCUGCUAUCAGAAGAGACAAAAAGCAACAGCCUGUAGGAGGGAAGAGGGCUUCAAUUGAAGCUGUUCAUUGGCCCCUCAGAAUGUGAUGAGGCAGGGUACUGAACUAGAGACUGCACACGUGCACAGGGCAAUCCUACGUACGCUCGAUUGGAGGCAGUUGUUUAUGUGGGGUUAACAUUUUUGUGUGAUCCAGGGCAGGGUGUCUCAAACACUAAAUGUGCGCUAGUUGCAUGAACAAUCCAAUCUGUGUCAUGUACUCGUGUGUGUGUCGUCAGGACAAUGCAUUGGCUAGUAUUCUACUCGGCAUUAUUGCUGGUGCCAAGCUCUCUUUGGGGCCAUGGAUUACCUGAUAUCAUGCUAAGUCCUCAAAUGGAAUGAUAUUGUUGCAAGUCUCCGUUUAACGUAAUGUAACGAUUACAUCAUGUGUCAUUUA
Molecule: messenger RNA, 1714 nt
Organism: Sorghum bicolor (sorghum)
Lineage: Eukaryota; Viridiplantae; Streptophyta; Magnoliopsida; Poales; Poaceae
Product: replication protein A 70 kDa DNA-binding subunit C
Exons: 2
Coding region: 151-1317 (388 amino acids)
Biological process (GO): DNA replication
Cellular component (GO): nucleus
Molecular function (GO): DNA binding
Source: RefSeq, a predicted model, not a curated record